Molecule: messenger RNA, 514 nt
Organism: Coccidioides immitis RS
Lineage: Eukaryota; Fungi; Ascomycota; Eurotiomycetes; Onygenales; Onygenaceae
Product: NADH-ubiquinone oxidoreductase 14.8 kDa subunit
Exons: 5
Coding region: 31-402 (123 amino acids)
Biological process (GO): response to oxidative stress
Source: RefSeq, a predicted model, not a curated record
CUGCAAGUGAUUUCAUAGUUGCUGCCCACUAUGGUGCUGAACCCGACUUAUUUGGCACAGCGGACGCGCUCAUCCGUCAAUUGGGGAGAUGCAAAAAAGAGAGUAUUGAAGUCAUAUCGGGAAUGGCUUAGGGCGUCGCCUGAGAUCCAAACAAUGUACUCGCUCAACAUUCCCGUCUCCGCUAUCCGUACAAAGAUCCGACAGGAGUUUGAACGCCAUCGAUACGUUAACCAGUUAGCCGCUGUCGAUGUGCUUCUAUUCCAGAGCCAUGCUGAAUAUCAGGAAACUCUGAAUUACUGGAAGCAGCUCUCUCAUGUGAUGAAAUACUUCCGUGUUGAGGAGGAUCCAACGGCAAAGCUCCCCAAAAACUUCAUGCAGGGCUUUCUAGAAGGUCGGAAUUGAAGUACUCUUCUGCGUUCUGCCUCUUACUUCUAUCUCCUUUGGGGUUUCUCUUCGCGUACCAUAGAAUGUACAUAUGUUCAAUCACGCAAUGCACUUGAUAUGAUUCGGUUCA